UUGUACAACAAGCUACAAACAAAAAAAAUAAACAAGUGACUGAACAACUUAAACAAAAAGCAAGUGUGGUGUUAAUUAAUAAAACAAUUAACAAAAUUAUUAAUAAAUUAAAGCUUUGAAGCAAGUUAUUAAAAAAAAAACACAACAAAUUUAACAAAAUGUUUAAUGUACAAGAAUUAAUGGAAUAUCGCAUGCAGCAACAAAUUGCUCAAGAAAUUUAUCGCCAGCAAAUUAUGCAACGUAUACCAGAUCCCUUUCCCCAAAUGAUGCCCAUGGGCAUGCCCCAUCACAUGAUGGUGCCCGCACCACGACCCACUUUACCCGGUCAAGUUGAGGCCAAAUUGGAAAAUAAUGAUUUAUGGCAACAGUUUCAUAAAAUUGGCACUGAAAUGAUUAUCACCAAAACUGGAAGACGUAUGUUUCCUUCGAUGCGUGUCUCGGUUAAGGGUUUAGAAGAAGAAUCUCAAUAUUGUGUGUUGUUGGAAAUGGUUCCAAUUGGUGAUUGUCGCUAUAAGUUUUCGGGUUCUCAAUGGGUGCCAGCUGGAGGAGCUGAACCUCAAUCGCCCCAAAGAAUGUUUUUGCAUCCCGACAGUCCUGCCACCGGCUCUCACUGGCAAUCUCAAACUAUAUUAUUCAAUAAAGUCAAAUUGACCAACAAUACCAUGGACAACAGUGGUCAUAUUGUCUUGGCCAGCAUGCAUAAAUAUCAACCUCGUUUGCAUCUUAUUAAGACAUCCGAUUUGUCCCAAUUACCCUGGGCUCCUCAGCAAAAUUAUGUAUUUCCUGAAACCGAAUUCAUAGCAGUUACUGCUUAUCAGAAUGACCGUAUUACAAAGUUGAAAAUUGACAACAAUCCCUUUGCUAAAGGUUUCCGUGAGACUGGUCAAUCAAAGUGUAAAAGAAAAAUGAUGUCGUCGUCGUCUUCCUCCUCCUCCUCUUCAAGUCAGCAUGAGGAAAGUGAUGAUUGUUUGUCGAAAUCUGAAGAUGAUCGUUCAAGUGUUUCCAGUUUUGACUCGCCACCCCAGCAAAAACGUCUAAGAUCCUUAGAAUCUUCCGAUGAGGAAUCCUGUUCAUAUGCUGCUUCAUCGAUUUCACAGUCUGCUCGUUAUGAGGAGUAUUUGCAGGCUCACCAGAGACAGCAGCAGCUACAGGCGGCACAAUACAUGAAUUCUCCCACAUCAUCGUUUUAUCAUCCCCAGCAACAAUUGGCUUCUACGCAAUUUAUGCAACAGCAUUUACAUUCAUUAAUAAUGGAUCCUUUCAGGAUGCUGUUGCCCGCAGCAACAGCACCACCACCUACUAUGUAUCACCCUAAAUCAGUUAACGAAGAAACUUCUCAAUUAACCACCUCCUCAUCACCUUCUCCCACCCCAUCAAACUCAUCUUCAGCUUCUUCUUCAACAGCUGAGCCAUCUCCUUCCUCAUUAUCACCAGCACCAGCUCAACCUACUUCUCAAAAGAGAAAUAAUUUCAGCAUUUCAGCUAUUUUGGCUUAUUGAAAACUUGUGAAUAGUGGAUAGUGAUUGAAAAGAGUUUGAAAACAUUUAUUAAAGAUUGUGAUGAUUUAUGUAUGCUGUGCAUCGUUAUACUUCUUUAUUUUAUAAGUUAUGAAUUUUAUUGUUAAACAAAUUUGUUAAAUUAUUUAUACCUUGAAAUUAGUGUUAAAUGAAACAUUGUAAAUUAGUUUGUAAGUUAUUUUUCGUCUUUGAAAAAUUUAUAAUAAAAUCUCUAUGAAUCAAGAAUAAUAA
Molecule: messenger RNA, 1748 nt
Organism: Calliphora vicina (urban bluebottle blowfly)
Lineage: Eukaryota; Metazoa; Arthropoda; Insecta; Diptera; Calliphoridae
Product: T-box-containing protein TBX6L-like
Exons: 5
Coding region: 159-1499 (446 amino acids)
Biological process (GO): regulation of transcription by RNA polymerase II; heart development; positive regulation of DNA-templated transcription
Cellular component (GO): nucleus
Molecular function (GO): RNA polymerase II cis-regulatory region sequence-specific DNA binding; DNA-binding transcription factor activity, RNA polymerase II-specific
Source: RefSeq, a predicted model, not a curated record